This is a messenger RNA of Bombyx mandarina (wild silkworm), 1592 nucleotides long. RefSeq names its product solute carrier family 22 member 16. The record is from RefSeq and is a predicted model, not a curated record. Gene Ontology annotation, molecular function: transmembrane transporter activity. Gene Ontology annotation, biological process: transmembrane transport. NCBI's taxonomy places the organism in Eukaryota, Metazoa, Arthropoda, Insecta, Lepidoptera, Bombycidae. Gene Ontology annotation, cellular component: membrane.
AAUGAUAUUAAGACUCCAAUAGCGAUGCAAGAAAUUAAUGAAGCGUACAUCGCAUGCGGUUUCGGAUGGUUCCACAUCCGGCUACUGGCUAUAUCGUUUGUGGGCUUCGUGGCGGGGGUUUUGGUCAGCAACAGCACUGCGUACCUGCUCCCCAGUGCCGAAUGCGAUCUCAACAUGUCGUUGGUGCAGAAAGGCUUACUGAAUGCUAUACCUUACUCAGGAAUGCUGCUCUCGACCGUGAUAGCCGGAUUCCUAACCGACACUUUUGGGAGGAAGACUUUUGUUACUCUCGGAUUCGGAGGGAUGUUUAUAUUCAUGUUCAUUUCGGCUUCAAGCCAAACUUACGAAGUAUUGAUCACGGCAAAAUUCUUCGAGGGUAUUCUAUUUGCAACAUCCUUCAGUGCGGCGGUAACGUUGACAACCGAAUACUGCCACAAUCGAAUCAGGGACCGAGUUUUCCUAUGCCAGUCGUCUUUCGCCGCUAUUGCACAAAUUAUCAUUGCUGCGAUGUCAUUUGCGAUAUUAAUGAAUGAUUGGAAAUUUAAUCUGGGAGGUUUUUUGGAACUGAACACUUGGAAUUUUUACCUAUAUCUGAUGUCUUUGUGGUCAGUAUCAGCGUGUUUGUUGUACACGAUUUUCAUUCCCGAAAGUCCAAAAUACUUGAUAACGCAGAAGAAAUUCACCGAAGCGAGGAAUAUAUUAAUCAAAAUGUAUACAAUGAAUACUGGUAAACCAGAGAACACAUUUCCGUACCCAAACUUAUGGAAAGAUAAGCUGCCACAGCAAGUCGAAGAAGCUUCGAAAGAAAAUCUAUGUAAAGCUUUUAAACACCAGAUUGUCGUCGGGCUAAGAAAUGUUAAACCAAUGUUCAGGAGACCUUUGGUUUUGUAUCUGCUAAUGAUUAGUUUCUCGCAGUUUUUGAUAAUGGGUGUGUACAACGUAUUGAGAUUAUGGUAUCCUCAAUUGUCGACUAUUGUCGAACACUACAGUACGGGAUCUAACAGUAAUUUGUGUAGCAUGUUGGACGCUUACACAGCUGACCUGAAGACCGCUGUGACUAACUCGUCGAGCUCCGACGUCUGUGUGGUGACCCCAAGCGGAGCUGAAACAUACAUAAACAGCAUGAUUAUUGGCUGCGUCUGUCUCCUACCGUAUUUCGUCUCCGGGGUUAUCGUCAACCGUGUUGGGAAGAAACCAUUGCUGAUCGCAGCUGGCGUGAUCACUACAGCCAUAACUUUAAGCGUUCAAUGGGCCGAUUCCAAAGCAGCUAUCGUAUCCCUUUUUGCUAUCGAUACAGCUGUGGGUCAGGUUUUGUUGAGCUUGAAUCAGGCCUUGACAGUUGAGUUGUUUCCGACAACAACUAGAACGUUGGCUAUUUCUAUGAUAAUGGUGGCUGGGAGGAUUGGUACCUUAACAGCGAAUGUGGCGUUCCCGGUCCUUCUUGAUCUGGGCUGCGGAGUACCAUUUUUCACGUUGACCGGAAUGGUCAUGUGUGUAACUGCGAUAUCUUUGUUCCUGCCUUCUGCGAAGAAGUAACUACGCUAUCCGGUGUCUCUUUAAAAUGGUCACAAUGAGAUCUUAAACAAAGUGGA